Molecule: messenger RNA, 1368 nt
Organism: Rodentolepis nana
Lineage: Eukaryota; Metazoa; Platyhelminthes; Cestoda; Cyclophyllidea; Hymenolepididae
Source: the annotation of a GenBank genome assembly
AUGUGCCUAAAAAAUGAGUAUGCGGAUAUUGACAUUUGGUUAGAGGUGUCUGAAUCACCCCCCUCUGAUUCUAUCUUCCAUCCACUCGCCUCUGGAAAGUUCCUAAUCUACGACUGUGGAAAGUUCACCACUUGCAAGUCGUGCUUAAGUCCUCAAUUCAAUUGUGUUUGGCAACUCAUAGAGGGUCGCUGUCUUUCUCUUGCCAGUAGCUCAACGUCAUCUGCACUCUCUCCCUUUGCCAACUCCAACAGUUUAACUUUCUGUGCCAAAUCGAACUGUACCUGUCCCUCCUUUGAGGCUGAAAAGAGGUUUAUUACCGUUGAGGCCAAUCAGCCAAUUUCAGUAGUCUUGACCUUAUCAUCAAAUGUAAAGGCACUGGCCAACCGUUUCUCCUGUUCGGAAUCGUGCACUUACCGAUGGACAGAGGGUAUCUACAAUAGCACCGCUUCCACUGUCAAUUGCACUUUUCCAGGGAUCGCGUUGAAGGGAGUCAACAAUCCCGCUGAGUCAACUAAGAAGUACGCGUCCGGGUGGCAUCCGAAUCUUAAGGACUUGACAGGCGGAGGGUUGCUGAGGUGUGAAAUUGCUAUCAAUUGGCAUAAUGAUCGAUCAACCAACCAACCAAAGCUGGGUCAUCACCUUGUCAACUCGCAAACUGCUCUCUGUAAAAAUAACUUCCUCAUACCUGUUCUACUUUCAGUGGAGGUAUACGAUUGUUCUCUGAUGGCAGUCCAUUGUGACAGUUGCUUGGCUCUUCCACGUCGAUUUUCCUGUGCAUGGUGUUCAACUGUUGCUGGUGGUUCAGCAGGCUGUUUCAGCAUUGAACUAUGUGCUAAACCUGGUCCUCUGAAAUCAUGCCCACAUCCUCGGCUACUUCAGAGGGAAGACGAUUUUGAAUGGGAAGCGGAGAGAUUUGGUCCGUUACGAUUCGAGAAAGUUGCUUUUUUCUCUCUUCUCGUUCGGGACGAUUAUAUGCUGUUGUUGUUGUUGAUUCGUUCAAAAGAUCUUUCCGGCUAUCUCGCUUUGGAUGUGAUUCCCGAGAACGCAACAUUGGAUGGUCAAACACAACUCACUAUUCGAGGUGUUAAUCUUGGUCUCGAUACCAAGAACAUGACUAUUUAUGGUGUUUUAACGGAUUACAAUUUCCCACCAAUUUCCUGCACAAUUCUCUCCACAGAUUUUCUACCAUCUCGUCAAGUUACUUGUCGUCUGGAGCCCAAAUCUGACAUUGUUGAAAAACCAUCUAAACUUUCAGCGAGAAUCGAACUACAACUAAUAAGCAACGAUCAAGCGGUAGAUACUUUUUUUCUUAUCUAUCAUUUACCUAUUAUUAUUAUUAUUAUCAUUAUUAUUAUUAACUAUUAUUAA